UUGAAUAUAAUAGAAAACAAAAAUGGCGAUUUUCGGAAAAGCAAUGAUAUUUUGUGAUGUAUUAGCAUUAACUUUAAAAAGAUGUAAAUAUAUUAUUUCUAAUGGAUCAAUGCUUACAGCAAAACCUUUUUCUAUCUCUACACAAAAUCAUGAAAAUUAUGAUAUUAUUAUUACUGGAGGUGGUAUGGUUGGAUCUACAUUGGCAUGUGCAAUAGCAAAUAAUAGAAAACUUGAAUGUAAAAAGAUUCUCUUAUUAGAAAGUAAUAAACAACAUGAAUAUAAAUCACAAGAAAAAUAUUCCAAUCGUGUAGUUGCUUUAAAUAAACAAACACGUUGCUUACUUUCAAGUAUAGGAGCUUGGGAACAUAUUGAAGCAAAACGUUAUUCUACAGUACGAAAAAUGCAGGUUUGGGAUGCAUGUUCUGAUGCUAUGAUUGUAUUUAAUGAAGAUUAUUUGACUGAAGAAAUUGCUUAUAUAGUUGAAAAUGAUUUAUUAUUACAUGCUGUAAAUAAACAAUUGGCAGACAAAGAAAAUGUAAAUAUAAUUUAUAAUUCCAAAGUUGAAAAUAUUAAAUUACCUAAAACACAAGAAGAAAAUGCAGUAAUACAAUUACAAGAUGGAACGAAAUAUAAAAGUAAAUUAUUAAUAGGAGCAGAUGGUGUAAAUUCAUUGGUACGUAAAACAAUGAAUACACAAUAUGUGAAAUGGGAUUACAAUCAAAUGGGUAUAGUUGCUACUCUUAAAUUAUCAGAGCCUGGUGAAAAUAUUGUUGCAUGGCAAAGAUUUCUACCAAGUGGGCCAAUAGCAUUACUUCCAUUAACAAAUGACCUUAGUUCUCUUGUAUGGUCAUUGCCAAUAGAUGAAGCAAAAAGACUUUUAAAAGUUUCUGAAGAAGAAUUUGUUGACAAUAUAAACAAUGCUUUAUGGAAAGUUUAUCCAAAAGAUGGUAUAGUUGAAAGUGGUAUGAAAGCACUUCAACAAUUACUUGAAGGUUUGUCGUUACAAACUGGUGUAGUAAGACAAUUACAACCAUCAGUAUCUGCUAUUUCCGAAGGAUCUCGUGCAGCUUUUCCUUUACAAUUCGGUCAUUCUGUAUCUUAUGUUCAAACAGGAACUGUUUUAGUGGGAGAUGCAGCACAUAGAGUUCAUCCAUUAGCUGGUCAAGGUGUAAAUUUAGGAUUUGGAGAUAUAACAGUAUUAGUUCAACUUCUUGCAGAAGCUGUUAUAAGUGGAGUUCCAAUAGGAAACGUAAUGUAUUUGAGAAAAUAUGAAACAUUAAGACAGCGAUAUAAUGUUCCAAUAAUGUUUGCUAUUGAUGCAUUGCAUCGAUUAUAUAAUGGAACAGCAGCUCCUAUUGUCUUAGUUCGAAGUUUGGGACUACAAUUGACAAAUGCUAUCCCAGUGAUAAAGAAAGCCUUAAUAGAACAUGCAUCUGGACAAAUAGAAACUUAAUGAUGUUAACAUUUAAUGUAAAUAUUUAUUAGUAUAAUAUGUAAUCAAAUUUUGUAAUGGCAAUAAUGUGUAACAUAUCAAUAAAAGUAGAAAGUAUAAUCUAA
Messenger RNA from Apis laboriosa (Himalayan honeybee), 1557 nucleotides. RefSeq names its product ubiquinone biosynthesis monooxygenase COQ6, mitochondrial (gene Coq6). The transcript has 8 exons. Gene Ontology annotation, biological process: ubiquinone biosynthetic process. Lineage: Eukaryota; Metazoa; Arthropoda; Insecta; Hymenoptera; Apidae. Gene Ontology annotation, cellular component: mitochondrion. The coding region runs from base 23 to 1453 and encodes 476 amino acids. The record is from RefSeq and is a predicted model, not a curated record. Gene Ontology annotation, molecular function: 2-octaprenyl-6-methoxyphenol hydroxylase activity; FAD binding; oxidoreductase activity, acting on paired donors, with incorporation or reduction of molecular oxygen, NAD(P)H as one donor, and incorporation of one atom of oxygen.